AUGGAGAACGUCGGCGACGUCGUCGUGGACGCACCAGUAGACAUCACCGACAACAACCAUGGGGACGAGCUAACCCUCGAGGUGACACCCGAGUUUGCACCGCGCUUGGAGCCCCUAUUUCAGCUGCAAGCGUCCGAAGAAGACACAUCCAAAGGCGCUCAGCUCUGCGCGGCGUCGAAAGAAGGUGCGAUCGAAACCGUGCGCAAGCUCGUGCUCGAGAAUGCGCCCGUCGGAUUUGUGACGACGUCGGGCUGGACACCGCUCGCGUUUGCUUGCUUCAACGGACGCCUCGAGGUGGUGCAGUACUUUCUCGAUCUGGGGGCUGCCGACACGUACAAGCAGGCGCCCAUCAUGACUGGCGAGAAGCGCAAGCCGGCGCAGGUCAACACGCCGCUGCACUGGGCCAUCUACAAGGGCCACCCAAUGGUCGUGUACACGCUCGUGACAAAUGGCUUUUCGAUUGAAGACGCCGAUUCGUGCGGCAACCGCGCGUUGCACCUCGCUUGCUCCAAUGGCACGUUCGCCAUCAUUGAAAUCAUCUUGUCGCACGCGCCCGACCUCACGGCCAAGAACGUCUAUGGCAACACGCCGAUGGACCUCACGACGGACGGUGCGGUCCGCAAGCUCCUGAAGAAGAUGCAAACGCAAACGAUGUGCGACGAGUGCCACGACGUGUUUUCACGCAGCCGCCGCGGUACGCUGUGCCAGCAGUGCCACAACCUUGUCUGCAACACUGGCUCGUGCUCGUCGAGCCUCGAGAUGCCGUGGGGGACGACCGCAAAAGCGUGCGCCGCGUGCGCGCUUGCGCAGGUCGAAGCCGACCUCGAGCAGGUGCUGACCUCGAAGCGCUUGGCGGUCGCCGAAGCGAUGUCGCCGCUCGCGGCGCUUGACGGCGUC
This is a messenger RNA of Saprolegnia parasitica CBS 223.65, 897 nucleotides long. RefSeq lists its product as hypothetical. Lineage: Eukaryota; Oomycota; Saprolegniomycetes; Saprolegniales; Saprolegniaceae. The transcript has 5 exons. The record is from RefSeq and is a predicted model, not a curated record. The annotation marks the transcript as partial. Gene Ontology annotation, molecular function: protein binding.